This is a messenger RNA of Penicillium brasilianum, 1028 nucleotides long. The record is from the annotation of a GenBank genome assembly. NCBI's taxonomy places the organism in Eukaryota, Fungi, Ascomycota, Eurotiomycetes, Eurotiales, Aspergillaceae.
CAACAAAAUUGCACACCGCUUGAGUUGCUAACGUGCGUUGCGGAAACUUCGUAUCUGGGCUGUCUAGUCGGGCCGGCCCGAUGAGCGAGUUAAAGUAGUAUAUGAGGGAUCAGAAUGGUUGGAACGCAAUAGCUGGCGAUGACGAAGCCUAAACUACCACCUGACUGACUGGACUACCUUACUUUCGACUGCUCCCGUCCCUCGCUAUCUCGAUUGCCACCAAUAUAGCAGUUCAAUACGCUCCAACAAGAACAACAAAGGCUCAGAAUUGGGGAGAAUGGGCAACAUUUCUCCCUACAACCUUGACCCUGCGCAGUACACGUUCCCCUCGCCACUGAAGGGGUGGGAGAACCACGCCCCUCCGUCUGAUUCGAAAACACAAGACGGAAAGAGCUACGACAGUCCUGAUAAUAGUGUCCUCAGCGAUGCUUACGAGCACUUCGUCUUGCCGAUUUCGAAUGGCGGCCGUCAUGACUCCCAGCUGCCUGGGUUCGACGUGCACGUAUACUUCAACCCUCAAGACGAGUCCCAAGUACGCUAUGCAAAGGACUUGUGGACGCGAAUCCGAUUAGAAUUUCCGGAGCUGAAAAUAUACCCUUUGCACACAAUCCCGCAAGGCCCCCAUGCGCCGGGUAUGUUCGAGGUGGCGCUCUUCUCGCCGCAUCAGUUCGGGGCCUUCGUCAGCUGGCUGUUCGUGCAUCGUGGACCACUAAGCGCUCUCGUGCACCCCAACACGGACGACGAGCUCCGCGACCACCUGCAUAUGACGGCGUGGCUAGGGCCUGAGGUGCCUUUGGAUAUGGGACGGUUCAGGCUGAGGCCGGUGUGUGAGACAAUGGAUAAACGGGCUGGGACGGUGACGAGAAUUGUGGACACAGGGUUCGAAGGGAAAACCGUGAAAGAGGUCAGACAGAUUAAAUAAUUUACUUUUGGGGAUUAUCAUUAGUAAAUAGUCCAUACUAGAUGACCAGCUCGGGACAAAUCGUUAUCGAUACCAGCGAAAUGCAUAUUCUGGGAUUCCUUCAAUC